CCCCUCGCAAUCUCAAUGUUAGUUUAGCUGUAACACACAGAAACAAGAAGAAAAAAAAAAGCUACAGAAACCAGAGAGAGAUUCAUAUACUUUUUUGAUUUGAUCCUCGAUGUUGAUUAACAAUCUAUAAUUUUCUUCACUUUCACAAAUCGGUGCCGCAGAAACCUGAACAAUGUCUUUGAUUUCUCUGCAACUCACCCCCUCCAUUUCCCCACCAUACCCCCACCGCAAUCUCCGCCUUCACAGGCCCCUAAAUCUCCGCCUCUCGCCGUCGAAGACCCCCAGAUCCGUCGCCGUCCGAUCAAUUCAAGGAAAUGAGGAACACCCAUCUCCUCCUCCGUUGCAGAAACCCUCCGGUUUCGACAAUUUCCUUUCCACGGCGGCGAGUUUGUACCCUCUCUAUGUGACCGGUGGCGGCAUUGUUGCUUGCUUGAAACCGUCGAGUUUUUCGUGGUUUGUGCAGGGAGGGCCCGCUUCGUAUAGCUUGUCUCUGGGUUUGAUUAUGUUGGCCAUGGGGCUUACUCUGGAGCUCGAGAAUUUGUUCAAUUUGUUUAUGCAGAGGCCCCUUUCAAUAUUGUUUGGAUGUGUUGCCCAGUACACGAUUAUGCCGGCUGCCGCAGCCCUCAUCGGAAAGUUUCUCGGGCUUCCGCCCUCGCUUUCGGUCGGAUUGAUCUUGCUUGGAUGUUGCCCUGGAGGGACUGCCUCCAAUGUGGUAACCUUAAUUGCUCAAGGCGACGUUCCUUUGUCUAUUGUAAUGACAGUAUGCACAACUCUCGGAGCUGUAAUUCUCACUCCCUUCCUGACAAAAACACUAGCAGGAGCCUACGUUCCCAUCGAUGCUGCAAAGCUCUCUCUCAGUACCCUUCAGGUGGUGGUAGCUCCUAUUCUGUUUGGUUCUUACUUGCAGAAAGUAUUUCCUUCGCUAGUGAAAUUGGUGAUACCAUUUGCACCACUUGUUGCUGUAUUAACUUCGUCGCUGCUCGCUUGCAGUGUCUUUUCAGAGAAUGUCGUUCGUCUGAAAUCGUCAAUGGUUAGCGCAACGUUAGCUUCUGAUGCAUCUCCAUGGAUUGUUCUAAAAAAUAUAAUAUCCGGAGAGUUGGGUGUCGUAAUACUUUCGGUGUUUCUAUUACACUUUGCUGGUUUCUUUGUCGGCUAUAUUGCAGCCACCAUCGGCGGGUACCGGGAGCGAGAACGGAGAGCUAUAUCCAUCGAGGUUGGGAUGCAGAAUUCAUCACUGGGAGUUGUUUUGGCAACCUCACAUUUCAGUUCAACAAUGGUGGCAUUGCCCCCAGCAAUGUCAGCUGUGAUAAUGAACAUUAUGGGGAGCAGUCUUGGAUUUUUUUGGAGACUUAUUCAACCUUCUGACAAAGAAGAAACCAGUGCUGCUGCCGCUGCCGCCAAGUGAAAAUCUUGUCCUUGAUGUAUCUAUUAGUCUUGUUCCAUAAAUGAGGAAACUGUAUAUUAGUUCUUUAAAUUCAUUGCCAAUUUUACUCAUUUUUUCUUUUAAACUGUUUUUCAAUUAAGUGGAAUUGGAUAAGUAGAGUGACAUGUCUAUAAAUAAUAAUGAAAUAAUAUUUUGAUUUUUUUUUUA
Molecule: messenger RNA, 1591 nt
Organism: Momordica charantia (bitter melon)
Lineage: Eukaryota; Viridiplantae; Streptophyta; Magnoliopsida; Cucurbitales; Cucurbitaceae
Product: putative sodium/metabolite cotransporter BASS1, chloroplastic
Cellular component (GO): membrane
Source: RefSeq, a predicted model, not a curated record